Molecule: messenger RNA, 1768 nt
Organism: Hyla sarda
Lineage: Eukaryota; Metazoa; Chordata; Amphibia; Anura; Hylidae
Product: matrix metalloproteinase-18-like
Exons: 11
Coding region: 157-1608 (483 amino acids)
Biological process (GO): collagen catabolic process; extracellular matrix organization; proteolysis
Cellular component (GO): extracellular matrix
Molecular function (GO): zinc ion binding; metalloendopeptidase activity
Source: RefSeq, a predicted model, not a curated record
CAGGAACACAGAGCGGCUUCAUGUGGGGAAGUCGUAAACAGUGAGUCACUUUCUGGAUGAGGCACUCAGGUACAGUAUAUAAAGGGCCUGCGUCUCACUCAGGAACUCACACAUCAGGAGAAAGUCUUAAGACAUAUAGACCUAAGGCGAUCAAGAAUGAAGAACCUGCUGCUCGUCCUGCUACUUUCUGUAGCUUACAGCUCAGCUUUCCCUGCAGAAGCUCCGGAGGAGAAUGACCUCAAAUAUGCUGAAGAAUAUCUGAAGAAAUAUUAUAAUCUUAAAUCAAAUGGAAUCCGACUGUCAAGAAAGAAAGGCGAAAACCCAUUUAUUCUAAAAAUCAAGGAAAUGCAGCAAUCUCUUGGUCUACAAGUGACCGGACAUCUGGACGCAGAAACCAUUGAAGUGAUGCACCAACCUAGAUGUGGCUUUGUAGAUGCAGGAGAAUACAGCACAUUCCCCGGUAACAGGGGAUGGAGCAAGAGAGACCUGACUUACAGAAUAGUAAAUUACACACCCGAUAUGCCCAGGUCGGAAGUAGACUAUGCCAUUCAGAGGGCAUUCAAGGUUUGGAGUGAUGUUACACCCUUGACUUUCACACGGAUCUAUGAUGGGGUUUCUGACAUCGAGAUCUCUUUUGCUGCCCAAGUCCAUAAUGACUAUUACCCAUUUGAUGGCCCACAUGGGACACUUGCUCAUGCUUUUGCCCCUUCCGGUGGAAUUGGUGGAGAUGCCCAUUUUGAUGAAGAUGAAGCCUGGACAAGUGGCUCUAAUGGUUAUAACUUAUUUCUCGUGGCUGCCCAUGAGUUUGGCCAUUCCCUUGGUCUCUACCACUCCAGUGAUCCCAGUGCUCUGAUGUAUCCCACCUACCAUUUUGUUGAGCCUAGUGAAUUCCGCCUUCCUGAAGAUGACAUCAGUGGAAUACAAUCACUCUACGGAGCAAGAACCGCCCCCGAAGAGCCAACUGUCCCAGCAAAGCCAAGUGAACCAAGCACCCCGUCCUCCUGUCUGCCAAACACCACAUUUGAUGCUGUGACAACUCUUCGUGGAGAAAUCUUAUUCUUUAAAGAAAAUGCUUUCUGGCGCCAAAUUUCCCAGAAUUCAGAGGUUGAGCAUCAUUUAAUCAAGGCUUUCUGGCCAUCUCUACCAAACCACAUCCAAGCUGCAUAUGAGUACCAGGACAGGGACCAAGUUCUUGUCUUCAAAGGUGCCAAAUACUGGGUCAUUAGUGGUUAUGAAGUCACAAAAGAUUCUCCUAAGAGUAUAUACGAUUUGGGCUUCCCACGGACAGUCAGAAGAGUUGAUGCUGCCGUCUAUGAUGAGAUUUCUGCAAAAACAUAUUUCUUUGUAAAUGACCAAUAUUGGAGUUACGAUGAGAAAAAACAGAGUAUGGACAGCGGGUUCCCUAAAAAAAUUGUAGACAACUUUCCUGGUCUGACCAAGAUCCGUGCGGCUUUCCAGAAAAAUGAAUUUCUGUACUUGUUUGAUGGACAACGCCAAUUUGAAUUCAGUUCUGCUAAGAAGAGAGUCACCCGCAUACUGAAGAAUGACAGCUGGAUAAAAUGUAGCAGUAGCAAGGCCAAAAGCCUUAAAAAACUUUUUAAAAUUUAAAUUAUUAUUCCCAUUGAAUUUGUUUUUCUUAUUUAAAUUUAUUUUUUUACCUGUAUUAAGUGAUGAUAUUUUAUACAGUAUUUGUGCUCAUAGAAAAGUUGGUAUUUUAAUAUUUAUUUCUGUUGUUCAUGAUCUGUGAAAGACAUUAAAAAGAUUUUUU